This is a messenger RNA of Acanthosepion pharaonis, 795 nucleotides long. The record is from the annotation of a GenBank genome assembly. NCBI's taxonomy places the organism in Eukaryota, Metazoa, Mollusca, Cephalopoda, Sepiida, Sepiidae.
AUGGGCAGUGCCUGUAACCACUGCCCCCUCCCCCGAAAAUUCCUUCUUUCUUUUAUUUGUGCCUCGUACCAUUACCUGCUAAUGGCUCUUGAUUCUUUCUCUUUCUUGAUCUUCUCUCUUUGUCUUCAGCUCUUGAUCUUCUCUUUCUUUCUUCUUCCUUUGGUCUUCUUUAAAACUCUUGAUCUUCUCUCUCUUGCAGCUCUUGAUCUUCUCUUCAGCCUUUGGUCUUCUUUAAAACUUUCUUCUCUUGAUCUUCUCUGCAGCUCUUGGUCUUCUCUUGCUUUUGGUCUUCUUUUCUCUCUUGAUCUUCUCUGCAGCUCUUGGUCUUCUCUGCAGCUCUUUCUUCUCUCUUUGGUCUUCUUUAAAACUCUUGAUCUUCUCUCUGCAGCUCUUGAUCUUCUCUUUCUUCCUUUGGUCUUCUUUAAAACUCUUGAUCUUUCUCUGUCAGCUCUUGAUCUUCUCUGCAGCUCUUCUCUCUCUGUUCUCUUGAUCUUCUCUUUCUUGAUCUUCUCUGCAGCUCUUGAUCUUCUCUGUCAGCUCUUUGAUCUUCUCUGCAGCCUUUGGUCUUCUUUACAACUCUUGGUCUUCUCUGCAGCUCUGCAGCUCUUUCUCUUUGCUCUUGAUCUUCUCUGCAGCCUUUGGUCUUCUUUAAAACUCUUGAUCUUCUCUACAGCUCUUGAUCUUUCUCUGCAGCUCUUGAUCUUCUCUGCUCAUCUUCUUUCUUUCUUCUCUGCAGCUCUUGAUCUUUCUGCAGCUCUUGAUCUUCUCUGCAGCCUUUGGUCUUCUCUUUCUUGA